Molecule: messenger RNA, 1251 nt
Organism: Halteromyces radiatus
Lineage: Eukaryota; Fungi; Mucoromycota; Mucoromycetes; Mucorales; Cunninghamellaceae
Exons: 2
Coding region: 57-1076 (339 amino acids)
Source: RefSeq, a predicted model, not a curated record
UUUUUUUUUUAUUUAUUUAUUUCUUACUUGACAUAUAUAAUAAUUGAUGAUCAAAAAUGAAGUCAACUACUUCUUUAUGGAUCAUCGUUUUCCUAUUAUCCUUUCAACAACUUUUUAAUGGUAUUCAAUCUCAAAUAAUACCAACUUUCAGUUUUCCUUCACAACAACCAACUGCAACUGUACCUUCUUCUUCUUCUCAACCAUCUUCUCCAAGUCCUUCUCCAAGUCCUUCACCAAGUCCUUCACCUAGUCCUUCACCCAGUCCUUCUUCCUCUUCUUUUUCUCCUAUCAUUCCAUCUUCUUCUUCCUCUUCUUCUAUUAUUCCAUCCUCUUCUUCAAGUAGUAUUAUUUCUUCUUCUUCUAGUACUCCGUCUUCCACUUCUUCUUCUUCUACUCAACAUACUUCUUCUUCUUCUUCAUCUUCCUCAUCUUCUACCGCAACUUCAACUUCUACUUCCAAGGAUUCCGAAAAUACUACACCUACUAUUGUUGGAGCUGUUGUCGGCGGGGUUGUUGGUCUUGCGCUCCUUGGUGGUUUAUUGACUUGGUUGAAUCGUCGUGGUGGAUGUACAAGUAAAACAAAUCAACGUAAAGCAAACUUUGAAGACUUUGGCUUGGCUGAACGUGAUUUCCCUCAUCAUCGUUCACCUGCCAUGACUCAUACAGGUAUGGGCGCUGCUACUGGUGCUGCUGGUGUUGGUGCUGCUGCAAUGGCUUCUCCUACUAUUCCUCGUUUGAAUGACCAAGGUAAUUACUAUAAUGAUCCCGGAAACCAGCAACAUUAUGGUCAACAAGGUUAUGAUUAUCACGAUGGUGGCGCUUACUAUUAUCCACAAGACACGGCUGGUUAUGAUGCUAAUGGUAAUUAUUAUGACGAAAAUGGUUAUUAUUAUGAUGGUACUACUGGUCAACCUAUCAACACGACAACUGGUCCUUACGAACCCAUGGCUCCUCCUCAACAAGGUUAUCAUUCUGUUCAAGGUUCUCCUUCAGUAGGUUCAAAUAAUCCUCUUCCUCCUCUACCUAAUGCUGGUGGUUCUCCUGAUAUUCACAAACCUGAUGCUGCCAAUCGUUAGUUAGAAUCAAGUUUCCCUCCUUCCAUUACUUUGAUCUAUGUUGUUUUGAUCAAUAUAACAAUGUACUUUUAUAUUAUCUCAAUUAGUUAUUCUUUAUCUCUUAUAUAUUAGUUCUUAGUAUUUCAUAUUUAUAUAUAUAUAUAUAAUAAAAAAAAAUCGGCUUCUUCCUCAUCUU